Messenger RNA from Fraxinus pennsylvanica, 750 nucleotides. Lineage: Eukaryota; Viridiplantae; Streptophyta; Magnoliopsida; Lamiales; Oleaceae. The record is from the annotation of a GenBank genome assembly.
AUGGCUGGGCCGGCGCAGGAGCAGGCGCUCCCUCUCCUCGCUUUGGCGAACAACCAUGGGGAUUUGGCCGUAAAGCUGUCGUCCUUGAAGCAAGUCAAGGACAUACUGUUAUCUGCGGAGCCUUCUCACGCCGCAGAGCUCUUUCCGUACUUGGUUGAGCUUCAGUCUUCCCCGGAAACGCUCGUGCGUAAAUACCUCCUUGAAGUAAUUGAUGAGAUUGGAGCGAAAAGUAUGGAGCAUUUAUCCAUAUUGUGGCCUAUCUUGUUGACGUUCUUAAAAGAUAAUAAUUCCAUGGUUGCAAAGCAAUCUAUUAUCACUGGCACAAAAAUCUUUUGUAGCGUGUUGGAAGACUUACCAUUGCAGUUUCAACGGCGUGGUAUAGUUGAGAGGUGGCUUGAAGAGCUGUGGAUGUGGAUGGUCAAGUACAAGGAUGCUGUUUUCAGCAUUAUCUUUGAGGCUGGAUCUGUUGGUCCACAGUUGCUAGCAAUAAAGUUUCUGGAAACAUACAUUUUACAUUUUACACAUGAUACAAAUGAUUCUGAAAAAGUUGCACCAGAAGUUACUACAAGGCAUGGAAGGGCAUUUAACAUCUCAAUGCUGGUUGAUCGUCAUCCUGUUCUGGAUCUACCUGCUCUUGUAUCAGAUGCAAAUAGAUAUUUUGGAAUUUUACUGGAUUCGUUGCGAUCAGCUGGCAAUCUUUGUGGUUCAUUGACAAUUUCUGUUGUUAAUAGCUUUUUAACUCAGAGUUAA